CGUCACUUCCUGUUCCUGUAGCUUCUGGCUUCUGCUCCUUGAUUUUGCGUCGCGGUUUAGUGUAGUCAGUUUAGUGAUGAAAAUGUCGCUUGUGCCAACAAAUCAUUGAGUCAGUAGCUGCGGGAAAGCACUUAAAUUAGUUCAAAACCUCCACGUUGUUUCCUGUGCAUACUAGGGUUCAGAUAUGCGCUGCCACAAAAGGUGACAUCGAGGAAGGAGUGGUUGGCUUGGAGCGCCAGCUAAUUUUGAAGUCCAUCUAAACGAUCUAAACCAUAAUAAGCCAGUUUGCUGUUCAUCAACGGAAAACAAUGAAGAUCAACGACAAGAACCUAGUGUCGUUUGCCCAAAGUAAAACCCCCGUGGACCGUGAAGGGUGGCUCAUGAAACGUGGAGAAGUGAACCGCGCAUUCCAAAAGCGAUGGUUCCUACUCAAGGGCAAUUUGCUGUUUUACUUCGAAAAGAAAACUGAUCGCGAUCCGGUCGGCGCAGUCAUCCUGGAGGGCUGUACGGUGGAAUUGGCCGAGAAUGAAGAGCUCUUCGCUUUCAAGAUCUUAUUCCACGGUUCCGGCCACCGGGCCUAUGUGCUCUCUGCGGAGUCUCAAGAAGAUAUGGAGGGUUGGAUGAAGGCCCUGGCCUGCGCUUCCUACGACUACAUGAAACUCAUGGUAGCAGAACUGCAGAGACAGCUCAGUGAGAUCACUGAAGCCGAGAGACUAGCAAAGUGCGGGAACCCGGCACCUUUGCUUGCGGGAGGGCAGUUGCAGGGCAACCGCUCGGAUAGCUGCCUCUUUGUCCGAGAUGGCUUGGGACCUGGCCGAAGGUUCAACCCGUUCGAUCGCUUGGAUGACGACGGGACCGCAAACGACUCGAGCACUGACGUGGCAACCAGUGGAAACCUGGUCGUACACGUGCCACAACUGCCAAAGUAUGCAUUUCCAGAACUGCAUCGCCGGUACGGCAUUAAAUUCAAGAAGCUGGUGGAAGAACGAAAGAGGAGAGAUGAAAAGGAAAGGGGCGUUGGAAUCUUAAUCGAGCUGUAGUGUACCAAACAGCAUUCCGCGUCACCACUUCAUGCAGCUGUCGUUCACUGAAGCAGAGAGGUCGCAACACUUGCUUGUCAAAUCCUUGGAACUGCUUGCUUGGAAAGCUGUAUUGUCAUUGUGAAAAAACAUGAAUAACAAAGUUCCUUUUAAAUAUUACAAAGAUAGAAAAUUAAGAUUGCUGUUCUCGUUCUCUGCCAAACUUGGCUGGGAACACGGUGAACACAUCAAAGCUGUUUGUGCCUGAAUUAAUCUAAUAUGUUAUGUCCAUGUGCCAAUCAAUUCAAGCAUGCUUCACUGCAUACAGAUCUACCAGGAGAUCUGGAAAUCCUAACACCCCCCUUCCCUUUAAUUUCUGUCAUCACCGUAUGCUUCAAUGGGCCUCGUGCAGUGUGUGUAGUAUGCUGUCCUGGACCUGACCAGCUACACGUUUUGUUGCAUAUGUGAUGUAUAACCCAUUAUUAUGUGUACCCACAUGCUGUACUAGUCAUUAAAAUUGUUUCAGAAAGUUGAAAUGCAUGUUUCAGAACUGUG
Molecule: messenger RNA, 1574 nt
Organism: Ornithodoros turicata
Lineage: Eukaryota; Metazoa; Arthropoda; Arachnida; Ixodida; Argasidae
Product: sesquipedalian-1-like
Exons: 4
Coding region: 309-1040 (243 amino acids)
Biological process (GO): endosome organization; retrograde transport, endosome to Golgi; receptor recycling
Cellular component (GO): recycling endosome; early endosome; trans-Golgi network
Source: RefSeq, a predicted model, not a curated record